UUUAAAAUGGAUCUGUGCAAUAAAGUGAGAACGUUCGUGAACAUACAGGUAUCAAUACUAAUAUGCCUGAUAUUAAACCCAUCACCUGUGCAAAAUAUAGAAUAUUAUAAAAGAUACUACGCAAAAGAGGUACUUUUAUUAUGGAACCGGAGUGGAAUAAAGCCACUUUUCCUGAACGUCCACAAAAGUACCAAUACCUUAUUCUUCUGCUUAAGCAGACCUCAAAAUUUUGAUUCCCAAAUAGCCUUUUUAAAAUUGAACACAAAAGAAACUGAAACUAUUCAGGGAAUCAAAAAAGGAUGUGCCAACGCUAUAGAUCAAGUCAAUGAUAUAGUUUAUUUAGGAGGACUUAGAGGAAUCUACAAGUACAAUAUGGAUACGAAGAGGCCUGAAUUUUACGCUGAACCGGACGUUCAUAUAAAAUCACUGUUUUUCAAGGACCGCUUAUAUUACAUUCGGCAUCCAGAUAAGAAAGUAUUCAUAGAAUAUGAAGGUCAGUUUGCACAUAUAUCUGAAUUUGUGGAUCUAAAGGUUGACCAUUUCCUUGUCAGUAAGCAAGGAAUAGUAUAUUUUACUGUUAAGAAUAACAUUUACAUUUAUGACAAAAAUGAGACGCAAUGGGACCUCAAAGGGCUUAAAAAAAGUCAUACAGUAACUGCAAUAGGUGAGGACAAUAAUGGUUUAGUGUAUCUUUGCACAGAUCGUGGAGUGUUUACAGUUGUACAUAAUGGAAUCCAAAAGUUUAUGAACGAGAAUAAUAUUUUAGGAAUAACGACAGAUAAUAAUGAUAAUUUGAUACUUGCAGAUAAUGAUAGUAUUUUUAGAUUAUUACGAAAUGAAGUAAAGUAA
Molecule: messenger RNA, 849 nt
Organism: Cydia fagiglandana
Lineage: Eukaryota; Metazoa; Arthropoda; Insecta; Lepidoptera; Tortricidae
Product: ommochrome-binding protein-like
Exons: 2
Coding region: 7-849 (280 amino acids)
Molecular function (GO): protein binding
Source: RefSeq, a predicted model, not a curated record